AGGGGCAGCCACAGCUUCUGUGGGCCACCUGUGCCAGGGCCUCCCCACCCUCAUGGUAAAAUAUCUCUAAUGUCCCAUCUCUCCCUGCCCGUUCAUAGUUUAAAAGUGUUGUCCCUUGUCUUGUCACUACAGGCCUUGGUAAAAUGUCCCCAUUUUUCUUACAGGCUCCAUUUACCCUGAAAGGUCACAGGAUGGUCUCCCCCAGGGCCUUUCCUUCUCCAGGCUGAACAACCCCAUUCUCCCAGCCUGUCUCCAUAGCAGAGGUGCUCCAGCCCUUGGAGCAUCUCUGUGGGCUCCCUCCAACAGGUCCAUGUCUGUCCCAUGCUGGGGGCUCCAGAGAAUUCCCCCCUUGCCUGCUGCCCACGCUGCUUUGGAUGCAGCCCAGGGAAUAGAUGGAUUUCUGGGCUGUUGCUGGGUCAUGUCUUGUUCUUCAUCCUGCAGGAUCCCCAAGUCCUUCCCUGCAGGGUUGCUCUCCCUCCACCCACCCCCAGUCCGUGCUGGGGAUUGCUCCAGCCCAGCUCCAGGAUCUUCCAGUUGGCCUUGUUGAAGUUCAUGAGGUUGCCACGGGCCCACUCCUCCAGGCUGUCAGGAUCCCUGGGAAUGGCAUCCCUUCCCUCCAGGGUAUCAGCUGUGCCUCUCAGCUUGGUGCCAUCCUUGGACAGGGAUGUGCCCAGCUGUGCCCAGCCCCACUUCUGUCAUUGAUGGAAUGACAUGAAACGAGUCCUGGUGCCAUAGAAACAUCACAGAAGGGCUUGGAUUGGCUGAGAUCCAUGUGGAUCAUCCAGUCUGGUUCUGUGAUCCUCACAGGCUGCCUAAUGCUGACCCAAACCAGCACUCCCUGCAUCCCCAUGCUCAGGUGCUUUGGACUGUAGCUGCCAGUUUGUACUGGGCUGGAGCCAAGGGGAUCCAGUUUGUACUGGGCUGGGCCCAGUCUGUGCCGAGACAAGGCCAGGAGAUGGUUCCAAAGGUGUUUGGGAUUCCACAGCCCGGAAUGAGGCUGCCUUAACACCCACCUGGUGCUCGCUGUCCUGCCCUGCAGGUGCCCUCCAUCUCAGGGGAAUGGGGACCCUGCUGGAGCGUUCCAGCUUCUUCCUUUCUCCUGCCCCACUGCUGUCCCUGCCACACCUCAGCUGUCCCAUCCAAGGGCAGGAUUUUGAGGAUUUUACAGCAACUGCUGCUCCACAGGGCAGUUCUUCCCUCCCUGAGUGGCGGGAGGUCGUUGCUGUUAGAGGAGAAAGCUGAAAGGAGGUGAAUGUUUAAAUGUUUAAAUGUUUAAAUUCAUAGCCAAGCCCCCCAUGGUCUGGGUAGAGGAGGGGGCACACCUGAGAGGCCGUUCCCUGGCUGUAUGUGAACAACAGCUGUGUUAACUCCAGAAAUUCUUCACAUGAAGCUGAUUCCUGUUUUCCCAUGUACCUGCUCCAAAUUCUUCUUCAUUCUCUCUGGAUGUCAGCGCCUGCAAAGCUUUAAUUCGGGAGCCAGCACACUGUCAGAGAUAAGGCUCCUGAUAUUUCAUCAUGGAUCCUGCCUGCUCCAAGGAGCCUCCUCCGCUGGAAGUGCUGAAAUGAACUUAUGACAAAUACAGGGAAUGAAAGUCUCUCUCAAAUGCACUUUCUGGCAUGACUUAAAUUAGCUGAAAUUGCUGACAUUCUGCCUUUCUCAGAUGCGUGUCAGUGUCCAUAGACUUUUCUUUCAAACAUUGGAAAAUUAUUGAGUUAAAUGUUGCCAGAAACAAGGGAUGCGGGCGCCGCGGGUGUACGCUGGGUGAAGGUUACUGUGUCGUGUCUGGGUGCUGCAGCACUUGGUGGAGAGGCAGAAUGUGCCCCUCUAACCUUGGCUGAUCCCACAGAACGGAAGGAAUUCCGCUUGGAAGUUCUUGGGUUUGUACUGUGUUUAAUUUGGAUGGGCUGAGCCUUUUUUAAGAUUUAAUGACUGGUCAUUUUGCUUGAACCAAAACAUUUCCUUAAAGAGCAGGAAGUUCUUUGCCUGCUUGUGGGUCCUCCCGUGUUUGUCCCAGCAGCUCUGCUCGGGACUAGGACUAAAUGGACAAAGUGACACUUUCUUGGCGAAGAGAAUCAGCUCUUGGGCAGCUUCAGAGCUCCACAGCCAGGACCCACUAAUUGGCAGGUCCUGGUUGUUAACCACAGGCUGGAUAAAUCCUCCUGUAUCCCAGGGCUGUGGGAACCCCAGCACACAUCUGUACGUGGGUCUGGCACUCUGUGCAUUGAUAUAACUGGUGGAAUUCAGGUUGGGAAUCACAGGAAUGAUUCCUGUGUUGUUGUUGCUACCUGUCUGCAGGUAGAAAAUGCACUGUGAAAAGCUGGCAUGUACCUCGAAAAAAUUUCUUAGAUGGGAGGUAGCAGCUUGUCUAAAAGUAAAGAUUCUCUUACUGAAACCUGCACUCAUUUCAAACUUCCCUGUCCUUAACUGCUGAGGAAUGUGACAGUAUAUGAAAAUUUAAAGGCUGGUUCCUGCUGUUACUCCAAAUUUACAUUGGCAACAGUGUUUAAUUAAUUUCAAAUUUACUUAGUAGUUUACUUUCAGUGAAAAGUGUGGCCCUGACAUCUUCAGGGAAUAAGAAUUAACCCCUUCUUAAACUCCUUUGGGUUUUGUCUCUUUUUUAGUGAUGAAUCACGACAUGUCAGUGGGAACAUGCCUGUCCUGUCGGUGCCCAGGGUGAUGAGAUGGGCAGAGCAGUGUGGUGGGAGGGGGUAUCGGGACUCCUCCCCUCUGUUAACCUCCUGUUCCACAUGUGGGGUUCACCUGCCUUUGCUGCCCAUUGGAGACUUCCCAGGCACAUGCAGGACCCCCAGACUCACUGUACCCCUUAUCUGGACUCCGAAUCCGAGUGGGAAAUGCUGCGUGUGGGGCUGUCUGAGGCGCUGUCUCAUCCCACUGCCAGAACUUGGGUGGCAGAGCUGCACUUGGGUGCCUUUCCGAAAUGGGGGCGCAGAGCCCCUGCUGCAGGCAGGGGCUGCACUGGGACUGGAACCUGUGCUCUCCUUGCCUGUUAAACACGUGUUAUUUCAGCCAGUGCUCUGUGGAACGAUGGCAGCAGGGUUGUGUUGAAGAGGAGCUUGGAUGGAAGCCUUGGGAGGAUUGCAUGCACCUCUAAUAGCUGCUAUCUAUGUAACACAUGUGAUUUAAACAUGUCCCUUUUCAGGGCUGAGUGCAGGUGGCAGCUGGCCUGCCCACCUGAGUGAAGGCUGGGGGUUUUUGUCCUAAUCGGUAAGUUUGAUGACACAUCAUGAUCCUGCCUCGCUGCUGUUGGGAUUCACUUUCAUUUUCCUCCUAUGUUUCCCAGCUAAACCAAUCCAUCUCUCUAAAUCACUCACUUUAGGCAUCUUCCCCGUCCCUCAGCUGGUUUUGAGCCUCCUGUAUCCACUCUCUGAUGUUGGAGCAACUGCUGAAGGAUGCAGCCGCAGGUGCCCAGGGCUGUCUCGCUAACAAGGAGCAGAUUCCUCAAAAGCCUGCGGAGGAGACGUAGGAUCUUCAAGCAAAUUUUGGCAGCUGGAUCCCGAUAGCAGAUAAACUCAUUUGACCACCAUGAGUUGGAGUUUUCUGACCCGCCUGUUAGAGGAGAUCCAGAACCACUCAACCUUUGUUGGCAAAAUCUGGCUGACAGUGUUGAUUGUGUUUCGGAUUGUCCUAAUUGCUGUGGGAGGAGAAUCCAUUUAUUAUGACGAACAAAGCAAGUUUGUGUGCAACACGGAGCAGCCUGGCUGCGAGAAUGUCUGCUACGACUCCUUCGCCCCUCUCUCGCACGUCAGGUUCUGGGUGUUCCAGAUCAUUCUCGUGGCCACUCCAUCGGUGCUGUAUUUAGGCUACGCCAUCCAUAAAAUCGCCCGGAUGGUGGAGCACAGCGAAGCCAGCAGGAGAGCCAGGAGGAGGAGCUUGCCCAUCCGCUGGAAGCAGCACCGGGGCUUGGAGGAAGCUGAGGGUGACCACGAGGAGGACCCGAUGAUGUACCCGGAGAUAGAGGUGGAGAGUGUCCGGGAGAGUAAAGAGAAGCAGAGCCCUGCCAAAGCCAAGCACGACGGCCGGCGGCAGAUCCGGGAGGAUGGGCUCAUGAGGAUUUAUGUCCUGCAGCUCCUGGCCAGGGCCUUGUUUGAGGUUGGCUUCCUGGUGGGGCAGUAUUUCCUGUACGGCUUCCAGGUGAGCCCCGUGUUUGUGUGCAGCAGGAAGCCCUGCCCGCACAACGUCGAUUGUUUCAUUUCCAGGCCAACCGAAAAGACCAUUUUCCUGCUGAUAAUGUACGGGGUGAGCUGCAUGUGUCUGCUCCUGAAUGUCUGGGAGAUGCUCCACUUGGGGUUUGGCACCAUCCGGGACACGUUGAAUGCCAAGAAGAAGGAGCUGGUUGACUCUGGGACCUUUAACUACCCCUUUACCUGGAACACCCCGUCGGCUCCCCCGGGCUACAACAUCGCGCUGAAGCCGGAGCAGAUGCAGUGCACGGAGCUGUCCAACGCCAAGAUGGCCUACAAGCAGAACAAAGCCAACAUAGCUCAGGAACAGCAGUAUGGCAGCAACGAAGGGAACAUUCCCGCCGACCUGGAGAUCCUGCAGAGGGAAAUCAAAGUGGCUCAGGACCGCCUGGACCUCGCCAUCCAGGCGUACAACAACCAAAACAACCCCAGCAGUUCCAGAGGGAAGAAAUCCAAAGCGGGCUCAAACAAAAGCAGUGCCAGUAGCAAGUCAGGAGAUGGGAAGAACUCGGUCUGGAUUUAACGUUGGCUCGGUUGAUAUGUUGUGGUUUUUUUCUCCUAGUUUAUCAUAACCAGCAGUCCCAUGAAUAAUGGCUUCCAUUAAGGGAAUAUUUGACUCUGCUUAUUUUCAGGGAUACCGUUGGCUCGUGAUUCAGCCCCUGGGAAGGGUUUAUACACUGACUCUAGGACUAUAGAACUUUAUUCUUUUGUCUUCCAAGUCAGGAGACAAAUAGGUAUAUUUAAUUCAUUCUCAUUGAACGGUUUAUGCUGUAUGUACAGUAUUAUAGCACAUUUAUUAUGCACAAUUUUUUUUGUAUUUGUACACUGGAUCUGAUGUUACACUUUUUAUAUCAACAAGGACAAAGCAAUGGGUAGCCAUUAGCAUUUUGUUAAUUUUAUUAUUGUUGUCUGCAGUUAUGUCAUUGUUCUUCCUUGUUUUCCAAGUAAAACUUUUUAUAAAACUUUUC
Corvus hawaiiensis (hawaiian crow) is the source of this 5170-nucleotide messenger RNA. RefSeq names its product gap junction protein gamma 1 (gene GJC1). The transcript has 3 exons. Gene Ontology annotation, cellular component: connexin complex. The coding region runs from base 3544 to 4725 and encodes 393 amino acids. The record is from RefSeq and is a predicted model, not a curated record. Gene Ontology annotation, biological process: cell communication. Lineage: Eukaryota; Metazoa; Chordata; Aves; Passeriformes; Corvidae.